This is a messenger RNA of Prinia subflava (tawny-flanked prinia), 4873 nucleotides long. RefSeq names its product charged multivesicular body protein 4C (gene CHMP4C). The transcript is spliced from 5 exons. The coding region runs from base 710 to 1714 and encodes 334 amino acids. Lineage: Eukaryota; Metazoa; Chordata; Aves; Passeriformes; Cisticolidae. Gene Ontology annotation, cellular component: ESCRT III complex; cytoplasmic side of plasma membrane; multivesicular body. The record is from RefSeq and is a predicted model, not a curated record. Gene Ontology annotation, biological process: vesicle budding from membrane; late endosome to vacuole transport via multivesicular body sorting pathway.
AAAAAGGCAUGUUUUGUGUCUUAUUUGUGUCUCUAUUUGCGUCGUCCCUCGGCGCAGAGGCUGUUCCCGGAGGUAGCCCGGCUUCUCGAAGCACUUCGUGCACCCUGUAGCCUGUUGGUGCCACUGAGGUUUCCUUAGCGGCGCACCCACCACUUCUGUAAAAAAGCACAUUCCUGCAGAAUUCAGGGUUAUUUUCCCAGCCCUGACCCGCGUGCACGCCUCUGCCCGAGGGUGGUGCCCUCCCGAACCCCCUUCCUGCGGCAUGUCUUCAGUUCUGGGCUCCUCGGAGAGACGUGGAGCUCCUGGAGAGGAUCCAGCAGAGAGCUACAGAAUUUAUCAAGGGGAUGGAAGAUGUCCCUUCGGAUGAAAGACUGGGAGAGUUGAGCCUCUUCAGCCUUGAGAAGAGGCGGCUGAGAGGGGGCCUCACCAACGUCUGUAAGCAUCUCACGGGGUUGCCAAGAGGCUGGGGGCAGGCUGUUCUCCGUGGUGCCAAGCAACAAGACGAUGCCAAAGGCAGAAACUGAUGCAUAGGAAUUUCCACCUGAAUAUGAAUAAGAACUUUUUUUUAUUAUGUGGGUGACCAAUAAUCCAACAGGUUGCCCGGAGAUACCCUCAGGUAUCUCCCUCCUUGGAGAUACUGAGUCGCCUGGACGCAAUCCUGUGCCAUGUGCUCUAGGAUGACCCUGCGUGAGCAGGGAGGUCGGACCAGAUGAUCCACUGUGCAUUCUGCGAUUCUAUGACACGGGAAAAAAGUAGAGGGAAAGCACAAACUCGGCAGCCGCCUCCGCAGCGCCGGCUGGCCCGGAACCCUGCGCUGCCCCGCGGCGCUCGCCGGCUCCUCCCGCCGCCGUGCCCGGCGCUGGCUGAGGGCAGCGCGGCGCGGCCUCCGCGGGGCCGCCCCCGGGCCCGCCCCGCCGCCAGGUGCGGUGCCGCUGCCGCCGCCGCCCAUGCGCUCAGCAAGUGCUCUCACGGCGUGUGCCGGCCGGGGAGGCUCCUGAGAACCGGGCCGACCAAACCUUUCGGUCGGCGGUACCGAGCCGGGAUCGCCGCCAUGAGCAAGAUCUCCAAGUUCUUCAAGGGGGGCGGCUCGUCCGCCUCCAAGGGCCGCGGGGGUCCCUCGCCGCAGGAGGCGCUGGCCCGGCUGCGAGAGACGGAGGAGAUGCUCAGCAAGAAGCAGGAGUACCUGGAGACGCGGAUCGAGCGGGAGCUGGCCGUAGCCCGGCAGCACGGCACCAAGAACAAGCGAGCUGCCUUACAAGCACUGAAGAGAAAAAAGAGAUAUGAGAAACAGUUGAAUCAAAUUGAUGGGACACUUUCGACCAUUGAGUUCCAGAGAGAGGCAUUGGAAAACUCCCACACCAACACAGAAGUGCUCAAGAAUAUGGGUUAUGCUGCACAAGCUAUGAAAAAAGUACAUGAAAAUAUGGAUUUGAACAAAAUUGAUGAUUUGAUGCAAGACAUCACUGAACAGCAAGAUGUUGCCCAGGAAAUUUCAGAUGCUAUCUCGAACCGAGCCGCCUUUGGUGAUGAGUUUGAUGAGGAUGAACUGAUGGCAGAAUUAGAAGAACUGGAGCAAGAAGAACUGAACAAGGGAAUGAGAGAUGUCAGGUUGCCAAGUGUUCCGUCCACAUCGCUGCCUUCUCACCCUGCAUUGACCAGGAAAAGAGCAGAGGAUGAAGAUGAAAUGAAGAAGCUGGCUGCCUGGGCUUCAUAAGAGCAUGGUCUUUUUAUAACACCAAACAUUAUCGUGCAGAAUGUAAAGAGCUGUACUGCUGUUUUAUAACCGCACUGAUUUAGUGUGGUUGCAUUUCAUAUGGGCUGGAGGUUUUUAUGGCACAUCUUGCUGAGACUAGUGUUACUACCAUAUUACAAAACUAGCUUAAAAACCAGCAAACAAAAGGAUUAAGUAGUUCCCUAAACCUUCAGGCAUCAUUUUUUCUUCAGCCUCAUCAAGAGAUUUAUUUUAUUAUUAGUAUCAGUUUUUAAUAGGUACUAUCUUACCAUAUCUGUUGGUUUGUAAAACCCGUGUGCCUCACUUAUGCACAAAGCUGGAUUCAUUCUUGAAAUGAGAAAGUAAGUCAUCAGGGCCCUAUAACUAGAGGGUUAUUUGGUUCAGACUGUUUGAGUAUCAGCAAAACAGCUUAAUACAUGUACUCAUUUGCAAGUUCUUUGAGCCCGAGAACUAAUAACUAUUCAUUUGGACAUGAAGACUCAGACAGUCUGCCUGGAGCAACUUAUGGUGUCCUAGAUAUUAAGAGGAAGCUCUUCUGUAGCCUUAUUGAAGUGGGAUGUGUUAUUUGUUUUAUUUUAACUAGCCAAAAUGUCCUAAGCACUUCUGUAGGUCAACUUGAAUUGUAAUUUGGACUGUUUCUGACUAGGUUACAGAUUUACAGUGAUCGAGAAAAGAAAUGUCUAGGUUCUUAUAGAUUCCUGCCAAGCACUACUGAUUUUCAUUAACCCUGAGAUUUGACCUUCCUGUGUUCUUCUCCUCUACCUUGUCUUUCUAGGAUGAGUCUUUACUUUGUAUGAUAUUACUCAUCCUCAUUGAAGGAAUUAGCAACAUACUAUAAUUAUACCAUUUCAAAAUAGUUUUAAUUUCUGAGCAUCUGGUUCUUUUAUCUUACUCAGUUUGUGAAUGGAGAUAAUACCACUGUGUGUUGCACUUGCAGUGCCUUUUAAACAUGGGUUAAAAGCUGAUACUCAGUUGCUUGAAAAGUUGGUGUGUUCCUGUCUAACUGACAGUGUUUUAGCCUAAGGAACAGAUGCCACUCUUGAUGCUAAGGUACUACAUAUAUGGUGAAAUUGCUGUUCAAAUACAGCUGCUUUAUUAAAUUAAAUAGGCUGCUUUGUACUAACAAAGUAUUAAAUAAGUCUUAAGCUCUGUGUUAGUAGCCUGCUGUCAAUCACAAGGAAAUAGUAAAACACUGUGGAGUUCCUAGGGGUGAAGGGAACAGACUCCUUGAUUUAAGUUUCUUGUUUUCAAAUGAAUUUAAAUUUCAUGAUGACUGAACCACCUGGGGGAUAGUGGUGGACUUGAUUUUUGUAGAUCUUCAGCAACAGAAGACUGACCCCUUCUCCUGUAGGCUUUAGCCUGUGAUUUGCUGGGUGUUCAGCUUCAACAGGCUUCAAUAGCCUUCAGCUUUAGUGGAUUUUAGGUUAAGUAUAAGCAAAUAUGUGUUCUAGACAUGGCCUGCUCAGAGCCUUUCAAGUUGAGCCCCGCAGAUGAAACCCAAAAUGUAUAAAGCGUGUGAAGAGAUGGACUUUUUCAGAAUUUUGCCUCUCUGUGAAGGAAUUGGAUUAUAUCUGUGUGAGAGCUGAAUCAAGCCUUGCCACUUGGAUAAUUUUUUUACUGGAAAAAACUGGGUGUGUUAAUUCUGUCCUAAAAUUUGGACAUACCAAGAAAAUCAUCCCUUUUUGUUGAGAGUCAAAACAUCUGGAAUUAUUUAAUUUUUUUUUAAAAUACAAUAGAAAACAAAACAAAACAAAACAAAAAAAAAAAAAAAAAAGAAAGAGCUUCCUUAGAUUUAAAAAUACAUUUUGAACUCUCAAAUAAGAAACCAAAUACUAACAAAACACUACUUCGUUUUAAUGCUUGCUGAAAUUCAGCAUGAGAUGCUAGCUGAAAACAAGAAUAUUUAAUAAAGUAGCAAAUAUUCUAAGCUAUUUCAAAUCCAUUUGCUAACCCUUCUGGCUUGAAUCCUGUGUUCAGGGUGUGCAGUUUAUACAGGCCUCUGAAUCGAGUACAGAACAUAUUAGCACACACUGGGUGUGUGACUGUGCAAGGCUGGCAGGGUGCUUGUGGGCUCUUCUGGUAUUUCUAAAUAUGAGGCCGUGUCAACAUAGCCCCAUAGUUUGGAGAAGCUGGCUUCCAGCCUCUGUUCUUGGUUUAGUUUAACCAAUAAUUGUUCUUGAAUUAGUAGUUUAACAAUGCUUGGCUCUUAUGUAGCACUUGGCAUAUUUGAAGUGCUACAAGUACAACCUAAUAGGUCCCUAAGCUUCCAUUUUGAAGCUAAAGUGACUUUCAGUCUGUUUUGGAAAACAUGGGCCUGCUAUUUCUGAAUAAGAACUUUCCAUGUGAACACUCAUCACUGGAGAGAAAUCCUGUCAAGGUCUCCUUUGCAAACCAGCUUUUGACUGCUGACCUCCAGUAAUGUUUGGGCCAAGUGUUAAUCCUGAAGAAGCUUCAGGUAUGUUCAGCUUAUUAAUCUCAGACCAAGCACUUUAAAAACAAAAUUUUUGAAUGGUGAAGAAAUGAAUAUUCUGGAUAUUCAGGUGAGCUGCUCUGAAAGCUUACGUAGAGUCUGAAAGACAGACUCAUGUACCAGUUCACAGGCCAGGAUGUGAGGUUGGUGAAACACUCAGGAACAUUGUAGUGAUGUACAGAAACCAAAAUACACCAUGGGCCUCCAUGACAGGAGUGUUUGUUGCCAUAUUUUUUUGGGACACCAGUUUUCUUCAAGGGCAGAAGGAUUGUAGGGAUUUAAUUCAGCUGAGGGAGUGGCUCUUUUCCUGUGUAAAUUCAGAUAACAGUGGGACAAAUGGCUCUUUCUUUUUUGAACAUAUGCCUCCCUUCAUGCCAAGAUGUUAUUUGUUAGUAUGUAAGCAGUCAAGAGUGAAUAGUGUCAAUGUGUUAUUGUACAUGUACCCUAUUGAGUGGAACAUAUUUUACAGGAGGACUGUGGCAGCAGAUGGUGUACUAUUACUGACUUCCUUUCUUGUUGCUUAUUUAUUCUGAGAUUGUUGUUUUCUCCUAAUAGGCUUAGACAUUGUUAACCUGGAUAACUUUAAAAAGGGGGAAAUACAUUAAUAAAAAGUAAAACCAAUUCAUAUAUGUAUAUAUAUAUACACACUGUAAAUAAAUAUUUUGGUGUCA